AUGCGAGGGAACUGGGACACGGCGGAGCCUCUGGUACACGCGCCAAAUCAGCAGCGGCAGCAACAGCAACAGACCAUCGUCGAGGAGCAAAAUCAUCCCCUCCAUUCGCCAACCACGCCCGCUUGGAGUAUCGCCGAUAGAAUCGUGAAGGAAGAGCCAACGGAGGACAAGAACAACGAUUCAGGCGUGUCGCCCGAUCAUUAUAACAGCAACUCGGUGUCGCCAAGGAGCAGACGUUCCUCGUCCACAGCGAACUGUAGCCUGUCACCAGGAAGCGCCACGUCGCAGGACUCGAACAACAUGCAGUGCAGCACGUUCGAUUACAGCCCGCAGCGGAUGUUCAAGAAUUGUGGCGGUUCGCCGCUUGAAUUCGCGAGGCAUCGUUCGAUGGACGACCACCGAACGGAACAGGCCAUGGACGUUGUAUCCAGCACGGUGAAGCCGUCCAACGAAGAUGCUGAACUCAGCCAGGACCUCUUGCAAUGUCCGAUCUGCACCUUCUCCUCCAUGAACAGGUUAACGUUCACGGAGCACCUGGCGACGCACUGCGCGACGAAAUGCGAGACGCCGGAUUUCACGAAGACGAUACUGGACCAGUUGACGGCCUCCGGGUCGAUCCAGGACGAGAGUCGAUCGUCGCCCACGCAGGGCGAGCGUUCGGAGCACGAGUCCGAGGAGGCGGACGAGCCGGGUCUCCGCGUGCCCCGCGUGAACUCUCAGGGAAGAGUGAAAACUUUCAGGUGCAAGCAGUGCAACUUCGUGGCGAUCACGAAGCUCGAGUUCUGGGAGCACAGUCGGGGCCACAUAAAGGCGGAGAAGCUGCUCACAUGCCCCAAGUGCCCGUUCGUCACCGAGUACAAGCAUCACCUGGAGUACCAUCUGCGCAAUCACUUCGGCUCGAAGCCGUUCAAGUGCGACAAGUGCUCGUAUUCGUGCGUGAACAAGUCGAUGCUCAACAGCCAUCUGAAGUCCCACUCGAACGUCUAUCAAUACAGGUGCGCGAACUGCUCGUACGCGACCAAGUACUGUCACUCGUUGAAGCUGCACUUGAGAAAGUACUCCCAUCAGCCGGCGAUGGUGUUGAACGCGGAUGGAUCGCCAAAUCCGUUGCCGAUCAUCGACGUCUACGGGACGCGUCGGGGCCCCAAGCAAAAGUCCUUCGUCAAAUCCCAGGACGACGGUUCCCCGAACGUCACUGUGCCCACCAACAACAACAACAACAACCUCCAGACUCCUCUGUCCUCCCCUCGAAUGAUGCCUCCUCGGAUAGCACCGCCUCAGAUAUCUCCUCCCCAAAUAUCCCCUGUGAGCCACCAUCUUCCCAAUCCUCUGAACGGCCUGAACUGCAUGAACGGAGUGCCCCAGGUGCCCUCGAUGAUGGCGUUCCCCUACAGCCAACUGUUCGCCAGCUUCCCCCUCGCCGCGACGCGAUUCUCCGCGGACGAGAACAUGCCCGAGAAUCACAUGGACCGCCUGAAGAGCACCGUUCUGAUGGAGUACGCGAAGGCGAUCGACGACGAGAGGAUCAAGGACGAGUUCCCGCAGGAUCUCGCGAUCAGGUGCUUCGGGGCGCCCAGCAUACCCACGAACGACGCGUUCAAACCGAGCGACGUCACGUCAGCUGCGUUGCCCGACCAGGAACAGUACUCUGAGACGAAGGCGACGCCGUUGGACCUCAGCAAACCGGAGCAAACCGGAUGCGUCCAAGGCAGAGCGCCUGCAAGCUCCCCCAGAGCAACAGGCACGAGCAGACGCAAGGGAAGAGCCGUGAAACUCGAGCGCAGGGUCAUCGAGGAGGACACGGACGACGAGUCCCAGCAACCACACGAGGAACCAGAGAGCUUCGAGCCUCCAGCAGCCAGCAGUCCAGGUUCCAGGGAGGAGAAAGAUAGCAAAGAUGGAGGAUUGGGGGUCAGCAACGAGUUCACCUGCCAGUACUGCGAGAUCGCGUUCGGAAACGUGGUGAUGUACACCGUGCACAUGGGCUAUCACGGUUACAAGGAUCCUUACACGUGCAACAUGUGCGGACACCAGUGCACCGACAAGGUGUCCUUCUUCCUGCACAUCGCCAGGUCGAAGCAUUCGUAG
Messenger RNA from Colletes gigas, 2088 nucleotides. RefSeq names its product protein hunchback (gene Hb). The record is from RefSeq and is a predicted model, not a curated record. Gene Ontology annotation, biological process: regulation of transcription by RNA polymerase II. Gene Ontology annotation, molecular function: DNA-binding transcription factor activity, RNA polymerase II-specific; RNA polymerase II transcription regulatory region sequence-specific DNA binding. The transcript is spliced from 3 exons. Gene Ontology annotation, cellular component: nucleus. Lineage: Eukaryota; Metazoa; Arthropoda; Insecta; Hymenoptera; Colletidae. The coding region runs from base 1 to 2088 and encodes 695 amino acids.